CUACCACCCCAGCACUACAUCCUCAGCAUCCUCCUAUCAUGGCUACUCACAGCCAGCCGCAGCCGAGCUCGCUUACAUCCCUUCUAACAUCCAUCUUUGCACAAGCAUCCUCGCCAGCAUCGCCGCCAACUCCUCAACCAUCUACUUCGGCUGCCGCGUCCUCCCAGGAAGAUCCUGCCCUUCGCCUGCUAAGUCUCAUCGAGCGAUGCAACACCCUUGCCAACUCGCUCUCCCUCUUCUCGGACAACGACACGCUGGAGGACUUGCCUACUAGUACUCUGCGGGCGCUGUUUCUUCACAGUGUCUGGGCGGAGGUCGAGGGCAAUGUGAGAACGAUGGGAGAUCCGCAAGCUAGGAAGUCGCGGUUACAGGCCGGCCGGACACACUAUAUCACCUUCGUCCGAACCUUGUUCGACCUCAACAUCUUACCAAAGACUGGCUCCUCCUCCUCUCCUCCUACAUCCCCGUUCCACCUCCUCGCCUCCCUCCUCCGACCUCUCUCCGCCCCACGAACCUCAUCGAGCUCGAUCGCUGCGAGUCUACCCACCAAUCCUCACCAAAGACGCGAGCUCAAAGUCGCUCUCUUCAAGCUGGAACGUGCUUUCAAGACUGCUCUCGAUGAGUAUCGCCACGCAGCGAGAGCCAAGGCAGGAGUGAAUCAAGGCGGCGGUCUGAGCGUGCCCGGAACAGGGACUUCCACUGGUAGCUCGUCGUCGGCCACCUUGAACGAGCCCGAAGAGGCGCAAUGGGAUCUUCUCGUGCUCCCUCGUCGGAGAGGGAGGGAUGAAGGCGAGGAAGACGAAGAGGAAGAGGAAGAAGAGUCCGGAGCGAGCGCCUUCGUGUCCGGUACGGGCCGGAGCGAGAGAGGUUCGGCAGGACAACAGAACGGUGGAGGCCAAGGCGGCACAACAGUCUCUCCACCGACCAAUCUGAGGGCAUAUCUGCUGAUGCUCCUGCAGCUCCAUGCCCUGCUGGCUUACAACAACCUCGCUGCAAUGGACGACGAGAUCAAGCUGUUGUCCAAUAUACCAGCCAGCGCGGCCAGAGACGCCAGGGAGAGCCAAGCGCGAGAGGAGGCCGAGCUGGAAAGGAGGCGAGGUGGCAGCGGUAGCGACGACUUCAGGCUAGAGAGGCGCUUCGACGCUUCCACACCUGGCCCGCUGAUGGACGACAAGGGCAAGCCUCUCCGGCCUUUCACCAUUACUGCCUCCAACGGAAAGCCACAAACUCUUGGCGCGAAUGGUCAGAUGGUCGGAGGAGCACCGGUCCACGAUCUGGACGAGCGACAGAGGAUCAGAGAGGGCGUCUUCAGGCCAGGCCAUCGUCUGCCGACGAUGAGCAUCGACGAGUACCUCGAGGAGGAGGAGAGGAGAGGGAAUAUCAUCCAGGGCGGAGGAGCUGCUGGCGCUGCUCAGCCUACGCCGCGAGAGUCGAGGGCUCUGCGAGCAGAAAACGAUGGGACGCUUGAGGCGCAAGAAGCCGAGGAGGAGGCACGGCGUGAGGCUAUUGAGUGGGACGAAUUCAAGGAGAGCAACAAGCGUGGUGCAGGCAACACGAUGAAUCGGGGUUGAUCUAAGCCCAGUAUAUCACAAUUGAAGAUCUAUAGAUUGGGGUUCUGCAAGACUCCCAUCUCUAUCACAGUCUCUGUAUUAGUACAAAUGCACACCCGCCAUACUUUCCGUGUUCAAUAUCCCAACACGUUCCGCCUCAGCUCCUUGUUCUCCGUGCGCCUCUGUCUUCUCCAAGCCGUG
Molecule: messenger RNA, 1751 nt
Organism: Microstroma glucosiphilum
Lineage: Eukaryota; Fungi; Basidiomycota; Exobasidiomycetes; Microstromatales; Microstromataceae
Product: TAP42-domain-containing protein
Exons: 2
Coding region: 39-1571 (510 amino acids)
Biological process (GO): regulation of signal transduction; regulation of dephosphorylation
Cellular component (GO): cytosol
Molecular function (GO): protein phosphatase 2A binding
Source: RefSeq, a predicted model, not a curated record